AUGCAGGGAAUUUACGCUUUGGGACUCCUUCUGGUCUUCGGACUUGUUCAGGGCUUUGAAUAUCCUUCUGUGAGGGACGAUAAACCCGUAUACGUUGGAGACCUCGAAUUAAGUAAUGGCGAACGCAUCACAGGAGGCUGGGAGAGCAAGGAAGCCCAGAUUCCCCAUCAGAUCAGCCUGCGUAUGAUAGCCGCUGAUGCCAGGGUAUCCUCCUGCGGCGGCUCCAUCAUACACCCUGAAUGGAUCAUCACGGCGGCCCACUGCUUGGCCAACCGCAUAACAUACGUGGUUCGCCUAGGCGCUCAGAACCUAACUCAGCCGACCAUCAUAACUGAAGAAAGCAUCGAAAACCGCGUCAUGCAUCCGAACUACAGUGAAACAUUGGGGACCGUACAGGCAGAUGACAUCGCGUUGCUCAAAUUGAGCAGGUCCAUUCCUUGGGGACGUGGAAACUCCUCAGAAGUCCUGAUGUUUGUGCACCUCCGAGGCAUCAGCAACCGGGAAUGUCGAAGAUGGUUCCUCUCCAUCCACCCACAAACAGUCUGCGCUCAGUACUACAACGACACCAUACAGUCUUCUUGCUCGGGUGACAGCGGUGGACCACUGACUCGCGUGGAUGAAGACGGUCAUCUCACGAUGAUCGGCAUCGUCAGUUUCGGUACAUCACGCGGCUGCACCGUUGGAUUCCCGACAGCAUACGUGCGUCCGGGUUACUACCACACCUGGAUACGCGAGAACACCGGCAUUGACUUCGAUUGGGGCAGUCCAGCAUCUGAACCUUCUUCGCCAGAUCAAGUCUCGGACGUACAAUUCGCACACGAGCAUCAACCAGAGAGGGACAAUAAACCUGUAUACAUUGAGGACAUAAAACCGAGCAAUGGCGAACGUAUCACAGGAGGUUGGGAGGCCAAGGAAGCCCAGAUUCCCCAUCAGAUCAACAUUCGUAUGAUUAACGCCUUCGGCACUGUAUCUUCCUGUGGCGGCAGCAUAAUACACGCUGAAUGGAUCAUUACAGCUGCCCACUGCUUAGCCAACCGCCAUACAUACAUUGUGCGAUUCGGUGCCCUCAACCUUACCCAACCCACGAUCAUCACCGAAGAAAGCAUCGCCAACCGCGUCAUGCAUCCAAACUUCAGCGAGACGAUGGGAUGGGUGCAGCCUGACGAUAUCGCACUGCUCAGGUUGAGCCGGGCCAUUCCUUGGGGGCCUACGAUCCAGCCAAUUCGUCUUCAGAGCUCAAGUCAGAAGGACGUCGACUAUAACAACGUCAUGUUAACAGCCAGCGGCUAUGGACUCACAAAUGACCGCUUACAGGCACAGGACGAUGUGUCGUUGUGUUCAGGUGGAGAAAGCUCGGAAGUGCUCAUGUUCGUUCACCUACGGGGCAUCAGCAACCCGGACUGUCUUAACUGGUACCUCACUAUGGAUCCACAGACGCUCUGCGCUCGGUAUUACAACAACAUCACACAGUCUACGUGUUCGGGAGACAGUGGCAGUCCGGUGACCACAGUGGAUGAGGAUGGGCAGCUCACGUUGGUCGGAAUCGUCAGCUUCGGCCACCGUCAGGGCUGUACACAGGGAAUACCGACAGGGCACGUUCGUCCAGGCUACUACCACACCUGGAUCCGUGAGAGCACCGGUAUCGACUUCGAUUGGGACAAGUGCGAACGUAAAUCAGCUGCGCCAGAAUCGGGUUCCGAGGUCCAAAUUAUCGAUAAAUAG
Molecule: messenger RNA, 1722 nt
Organism: Pararge aegeria (speckled wood butterfly)
Lineage: Eukaryota; Metazoa; Arthropoda; Insecta; Lepidoptera; Nymphalidae
Product: transmembrane protease serine 9-like
Exons: 15
Coding region: 1-1722 (573 amino acids)
Biological process (GO): proteolysis
Molecular function (GO): serine-type endopeptidase activity
Source: RefSeq, a predicted model, not a curated record